Arabidopsis lyrata subsp. lyrata is the source of this 2199-nucleotide messenger RNA. RefSeq names its product acyl-CoA-binding domain-containing protein 2. The record is from RefSeq and is a predicted model, not a curated record. NCBI's taxonomy places the organism in Eukaryota, Viridiplantae, Streptophyta, Magnoliopsida, Brassicales, Brassicaceae. Bases 902 to 1966 code for a protein of 354 amino acids. Gene Ontology annotation, molecular function: protein binding; fatty-acyl-CoA binding. The transcript is spliced from 6 exons.
GUAGAGGGUACUUCCGUAAAUUCCCCCUAGUUUGUGCAGUCACGUUUCUCAUAUAUAUCAAUAGAGUCAGCAUCUCUCUUACUCUCAUGGACAAAGUCACAAAAGUGAUAAAAUCUCCUUCCACUUUCUAAUGUUUCUUGCUUAAAUGAGUAUUCCAUGUAAAAAAUGAGUCACUCACUCAUAUGGGUGGGUUGGGUUGGUUUUCUCUUCAUGAGAUGCUCAUUUGAGCAAGCAAUGUCUGUGAGUGGAACUAUUUAGUAUCAUGUUAUGAAUUUUGUCUUUUGUUAUAUAAACCCAUAAAGAAGAAAAAAAGCUGGGAUUUCAUUUUCAUGCCAACUUCACGUGAAUCUAAUGCGUUCAAGUUUGUGGUCUACCUUUAUUUGCUUAUGGAUACAUAUCAAUUUACGUGUCGUAUGAUUCAAGCCUUUAAUCAUCCCCACACCAUGCACGUCUUCUAGAUUUAUUUUCUACCACGAUUCCACCACAUAAUUUAACGUUGUUAUAAAUUCAAACACCUUUUUACGUGUUAUUGUCGAAUAUUUAUUUAUUUUGUUGGUUAAAGGAGAAAAAAUUUACGGUACAACACGUCGACUUCUUCCCCAAUUAGACCCAUAUGUGUGAGAUCUGUCGUCACUCGUCGCAAGUUUAUUUUGUGUCGUCUUUAACUUGAUUCAAUAUGAUUUCAAUUCAAUAAAAAAGUCUUAACUCCCACAACGAAAAGGCUUCUCUUUUUUGUUUGGUGACUGAAUGAAUCGGUGAAAAAAAAAACCAACUCAAGUUUGUUCCUUUUUGUCUCUCCAGAUCCGUUGGGUUCCUUCUUCUUCCUCGUGACUCUGUUUUGAACUUUUCUAGGGUUUCAAUUGUCGGCGCUUUUGAGAAUUUGAUUUCGGUUUUGGGAAGAAUGGGUGAUUGGGCUCAACUUGCUCAGUCUGUGAUCCUGGGUUUGAUUUUCUCUUACCUUCUGGCUAAGCUGAUCUCGAUCGUCGUCACGUUUAAAGAAGACAAUCUCUCUCUUACUCGUCACACCGAGGAGUCUCAAUUCGAGGUAAAACCAGAAGGGGUUGACUCGCGACGUCUCGAUUCUUCUAGCGGCGGCGCUGGUGGUGAGGCGGAUUCGCUUGUGGCGGAGCAGGGUAGCUCCAGAAGUGAUAGCGUCGUCGGUGACGACAGCGAGGAAGAUGAUGAUUGGGAAGGCGUCGAGAGCACGGAACUCGAUGAGGCUUUUAGCGCCGCCACUCUUUUCGUAACUACCGCCGCCGCAGAUCGGCUUUCGCAGAAGGUACCUAGCGACGUGCAGCAGCAGCUUUACGGAUUGUAUAAGAUUGCUACGGAAGGACCUUGUACUGCUCCUCAGCCAUCAGCUCUCAAAAUGACUGCUCGUGCCAAGUGGCAAGCAUGGCAGAAACUGGGAGCUAUGCCCCCUGAAGAGGCGAUGGAGAAGUAUAUUGAGAUUGUCACUCAGCUAUACCCAACUUGGUUAGACGGUGGCGUGAAAGCCGGAAGUCGGGGUGGGGAUGAUGCAGCCUCCAACUCAAGAGGAACCAUGGGACCAGUUUUCAGGUCGUUGGUUUAUGAUGAGGAAUCCGAAAAUGAGUUGAAGAUUGAUGCCAUACACGGAUUUGCUAGAGAAGGAGAAGUCGACAAUUUGCUGAAAAGCAUUGAAAGCGGCAUUCCUGUAAAUGCAAGGGACAGUGAAGGUCGCACACCGUUGCACUGGGCUAUUGACCGUGGCCACCUCAACAUCGCCAAAGUUCUUGUCGAUAAGAACGCCGAUGUGAAUGCUAAGGACAACGAAGGCCAAACCCCUUUGCAUUACGCUGUUGUAUGCGACAGAGAAGCCAUUGCCGAGUUUCUAGUGAAACAGAAAGCAAAUACAGCCGCUAAAGAUGACGAUGGAAACUCUCCCCUCGAUCUCUGCGAGUCAGACUGGCCCUGGAUCCGAGAUUCUGCAAAGCAGACAGACUAAACAAAUACUAACCACGUCUUCUCUAAUCCCGCAAUGUAUAUGAUCAAAUGACUUAGUAAGAAGCUUUUCUUUACUUUAAACUUUCCUUCCAUCCCUACCAUAUGGUUCCAACACUAUAUCACUUGGCUGUUUCCAAGUCUUGUUCUUUAAUUUCUUUCUUCUUACAUUGCAACAAUCUUUUGUUCCUUCAGGCUUUAUGACAUAUAUCGUAACCGGUUUUUAUUGGUUUGCUA